CUGUGACCCGCAGUCUUGUGCUGCUGCAGAGCAAUGCGUAGGACUAACUGCAAUCUAUCCCACAAACAAUCACACUAGAUACACCUACCGCAACAAGGAUUUGCCUUAAUUUACGGAUGGUGAAAUUUUCUAUCGAGUUUUUAUCGAAUAGUAAUUGUUUUAGUUGUCAAAAAGGACCUAAAGACCCGUGUUUCCUCGAAGCUAUCAUGCUGAACACAGAGGAAAGUUCCUGGUUAUCGGGGUCUCGGCUGCCCAGCUCCAUCCCUCAGUCUCCGGGGCCUCUGUGGUGCUCCGAUGCCCCUCACCCACAACUGAAGAUCCCGGGUGGGCGAGGGACUGUCAGGGAUCACUCUCUCGGCGUGCUACUACACAAGGAUGAGAAGUUAACGGUGACACAGGCAACUCCAGCGAGUGGAAACCCCUCUUUUCUACACUUCCACUACCAGCUGAGUGAGCGCCGCUCAGCCUUCUGGGAUAUGGUUCUAUCAGGAGACAGCCUCUUCCUGGAGAUCCCUGCCGGGCAGCUAGUGGAGGGGAGCAAAGAGGGGCUAACUGCUCUGCUGGAGUUUGCAGAAGAGAAGCUCAAAGUUAACUAUGUGUUCCUGUGGUUCCAUAAAAACAGAGAGGAUCGAUUGUCCAUCAUCAAGACGUUCCACUACAUGGGCUUUGAGAUUGUGAAGCCAGGCCACCCCAUGGUACCGGCCCGGCCUGAUCUGGCCUUUAUGGUUUACUCUUUGGACAACAGCAGCUCAGACGAGGAGUGACUGCCACACCGUCUCCUGACACCUCCCUCUCCCACCCUUGCCUCCUCCCCCUCCCCCCCCCCCCCCCCCAUAGAAACGCGCCUAAUGCCCGUUUUCUUCCUCAAGCAAUCGAACCGGCCUUGGCUCUUGCUCUGACAUAAACCAGGAAGGUGUCACCUAUUUUUUUCAUACACUUGUGAUUUAAAGGGGGUUCUUUGAGAGUGGUAGGAUGUCCAUGUGAGGCAGACACCCCCGCCUUCCCCCUUUUCCCCGAGGAUAUUUGCAGAUUGGAUAAACAGGGAGUGGCAUACUUUGAACUAAGCCAUCACAUGCAUCUUGGGAUUUUGGGCUUUUUUUCUUUUUUUCUGCGUAGUUGUUUCUCUCUUGGCCACAUUAUUUGUUUGGGCUGCCAACAAGACAAACAACAGUUUGACAUUCAGGGGAAGGUGGUGUUUUACAUUAAAAUUCAGCAAAUCUCUCCUCUGACAGCAUCAACCUUUUUAUAAAAAAAGAGACUUUGGAUUGUCUUUGUGUGCGUUAUAUCAUGCAAGAUGUGUUUGGUUGAGAAAAGAGGAAAUUAUGGGUUUGGUAUGGUCAAAAAAAUGCAUUUUUACAUUAUAAUAUGGAUGGGUGAAAGCCUGAUCUGUUACAUUUAACAUUAAAGCACAUGUAAGCAUUUCUUUACACUUCUUCCUGAUAUAAGGCAUCAUUCCAGCACACGUCAAUCACUCUGGGGUUGUUGGCUCUAGAGUGUUUUUUGUUAGCUCUCAUUUGCCUAAAAAUCACUCUAGCCACAGAUGUGCAAAUACCCUGUUUGACCCUUUGACACUGUCUCUCCAGACGUGUCAAAGCUAAGAAGCAGCCUGCAUGUUGAAUGUCACAAAAUGGUAGCUGCCAGCUGGCUGAGGAAAAUGCCUUCUCUCUUCCUCCUCUGCGCAAUAAUCAACCUGUCAGGCUGACUCUGAGUUAUUGACGAGUUAUAGAGGGGGACGGCCUCACUGUUGUUUCACUUUGCUCGUUACAAAGAAACAAACGGAUAAGAGUUUGUUUUUGUUUUCAAAGAUCAUAAGCUGAAUAAUUGUUAGUGUGAGAUGGUCAGGUUUAAAAAGAACCUACUCCACUUACUGUUACAUUGCAUUAAAAUGUAUACAUAAUGUAUGAAUCUAGAUAAGCUUUAGCCCCAGUUUGUGCCCCAUGUAUUCUCAUUACACACCCUCCUAUUUUGUCUUUUAACCCUUGUGUUGCCGUCGACCAUGAAAAAAACACUUCGUUUGUUUUUUACGUUUUCUUCUGGUGUUUUUUCAUCGUUUUUUUGCUUUUCCCAACGUUUUGUCUUCUUUCUUUUUUUUCUUCUACAUUUUUGGCGCUUAUUUCAACUUCCCAUAUUUUCCGAUAUAAAAAAACACAAACGGGUCAAAUUUCACCCGAGGACAACAUGAGGGUUAAAUGUAUAACCUGUUGCAAAAGCCCAAUACUAAUUGUGUUAUCUGAAGGUGUUUCCAGGAUCUUCAAAUGCUCUUAUAACCAUUUGGAUUAAAAAGUUUCCUAUUCAGGUAGCUGGAUAUGACAUUAUGUCCUUGCUUGCUCUGUACAAGAAACGUGUUAUUUUGUAUGAAAAUACAAAACAAUGCAAUUUAAGAUUAAUGUAGGCACAAACUGGGCCUAGUGAAGCUUAAUUCAGUCCUGUAGAGUCAUCAGCAGUACUACCCCCGCACCAGUUGAAAGGCUUUUUGUGCCUAAAGAGGAGAGUGCAAUGUUAAUAUUUUUUACUCGAGUCUUAUUGAGAUGUGUCCAUUUUUUCCAUAUUUCAUCCCAUGCAGAUUCAAACCUGUGUGAGGAAAAGAGCUCAUUGUAGAGGUACAACAGGAGCACUUUGGGUGAUUACCAUAUAUGCAAUUAGAGUAAAAAAACAGGAGGAAUCUUGUGCAGUUUUUUUUUUUUUUUUUGGUGGUUUGAAGUAAUCUUAAUAAAAACGCCAAAGAAUCCAUUCUGUCUGUAACAUGCUGUCGAUUUGAAAUCCUCUUGCUUUCAAUAUUCAGCUAAUUUAAACCUAGUAUGGUAUGUAAUGCAAUAUUAACCUACAUUCCCCAUGCCAGCCAUACUACCUGUAACACCUAAAAGAAACGUGAUCGUAGUCUGUUCCAUAUUGGUGAUGGGAUGCGGUGGGGGCCUUUUUCUUCUGCAUGUGUUCAGAUCAUAUGAGUCUUCAUUGCAUCUGAUUGAGCCCUGGCAAUGAGCUGUUAAGAAAUGUCAAUAUAUGGAUUUUCUCAGAGGUAUAUUUUUAUGUAUGUAUAUUUCUCAAAUGUUUACUGUGAUAGUUUAGGGAUUUAAUUUUUUUUGUUCUCUGACAUAGUUAGAAACCAUUCAAUGACAAUCCACACUUGUAUACUUUGGAAUUUUUGUCUUGGGGGGCAAAAACAAUAAAGGUUAUCUUAAUGGGU
Sander lucioperca (pikeperch) is the source of this 3184-nucleotide messenger RNA. It is a transcript of the gene oaz2a, whose product is annotated as ornithine decarboxylase antizyme 2a. Gene Ontology annotation, cellular component: cytoplasm; nucleus. The record is from RefSeq and is a predicted model, not a curated record. Lineage: Eukaryota; Metazoa; Chordata; Actinopteri; Perciformes; Percidae. Gene Ontology annotation, molecular function: ornithine decarboxylase inhibitor activity. Gene Ontology annotation, biological process: positive regulation of protein catabolic process.